Thunnus maccoyii (southern bluefin tuna) is the source of this 3422-nucleotide messenger RNA. It is a transcript of the gene gpsm2, whose product is annotated as G protein signaling modulator 2. Lineage: Eukaryota; Metazoa; Chordata; Actinopteri; Scombriformes; Scombridae. The record is from RefSeq and is a predicted model, not a curated record. Gene Ontology annotation, molecular function: protein binding; GTPase regulator activity. The coding region runs from base 580 to 2577 and encodes 665 amino acids. The transcript has 16 exons.
UGGAAAAAAACACAUAGCGUAGUACAGCAGCAGGGCUUCUCAACUCAUCGAAGUUAAAUCCAAGUUUAAGAAAAGUUAAAAGGACAAUGUAGUUUUGGGCUGUACAUUAAAUAGCCUUGCUUUAACGUACAACUGUCCACUUUUUUAAAAGGAAGCUAGUUUUUUAUACUCAUGACACAGUGAAGAAAAGACGAGGAGAAUUGACCAUUGUUCGAACUGGAUCGUCUAACGCUUUCCCGAUUUCCUGUUCCUGUGCGGAAGAGUUACCGAGGGCCGCUGAUGAGAGAUUGAAGGGCAGUGACGCAAAACACACAGUAUACGAAAGCAGCCCUGUGGACUGGCGCUCAGGACUCUGCAGCUCUGUCUAACAUGCAUGGGGUAACCUUCCCCUGUCCACAUUCAGCAGAGGGACAAUCGCAGUCUUGACCAAAUUGGGUGAUUUUUUUUUGUACGGUUCGCCUCCUGUUGCCCGAUUCUCUUUGACCAAAGAUUUUUUUUCUUUCUUGUUGGCUCUUGUUUUUAAACGCAACCAUUUUUUCGGGAACUAAAUUGGGAUUGUCCCUCAUAUUAUGCACUUCAAUGGAUACCAGCGGCUCACUGGUUAGCAUGCGGGCUGAGGACCAGUCCUUCAAUGUUCGCUACAGGAUGGAGGUGUCCUGCUUGGAGCUGGCAUUGGAAGGUGAGCGUCUCUGUAAGGUGGGGGACUACAGAGCUGGCGUCUCCUUCUUUGAAACUGCCAUCCAGGUGGGUACAGAGGACCUGCAGGUGCUCAGUGCCAUCUACAGCCAGCUUGGCAAUGCAUACUUCCACCUGCAUGAGUACGCUAAGGCCCUGGAGUUUCACCGGCAUGACCUCACCUUGACCAGGACCAUUGGAGACCUGCUUGGAGAAGCCAAAGCCAGUGGGAACCUUGGCAACACGUUGAAGGUGCUGGGGCGGUUUGACGAGGCUGUGGUUUGCUGUCAGAGGCACUUGGACAUAGCGAGGGACAUUAAUGACAAGGUGGGUCAGGCAAGAGCUCUGUAUAACUUUGGGAACGUGUACCAUGCUAAAGGCAAAAGUAUUUGUUGGAGCGGAGCUGAGCCUGGAGAUUUCCCAGAAGAGGUCAUGAUGGCACUGAGACAGGCAGCUGAGUAUUAUGAGGCGAACUUGGCGAUAGUGAAGGAGCUUGGAGAUCGGGCUGCCCAGGGCCGAACCUAUGGCAACUUAGGCAACACCCACUACUUACUGGGAAACUUUCGCAAAGCUGUGGCUUCUCAUGAACAGCGCCUGCAAAUAGCAAAGGAGUUUGGCGACCGUUCGGCGGAGAGACGGGCUUACUGCAACCUAGGAAAUGCCUACAUCUUUUUGGGGGAAUUUGAAGUGGCAGCUGAACAUUACAAGAGGACGCUGCAGCUGGCGAGGCAGUUGAAGGAUCGAGCUGUGGAGGCCCAGGCCUGCUACAGUCUGGGCAACACCUACACGCUGCUCCAAGACUAUGAGAGAGCCAUAGACUACCACCUCAAACACCUGAUCAUAGCCCAGGACCUCAAUGACCGGAUCGGGGAGGGUCGUGCAUGCUGGAGUCUGGGAAACGCUCACACAGCGCUGGGGAACCAUGACCAGGCCAUGCACUUUGCUGAGAAACACCUGGAAAUCUGCAAAGAGACUGGAGACAGGAGUGGGGAGCUGACAGCUCGUAUGAACGUGUCUGAUCUCCAGACGGUGCUGGGUCUGAGCUAUAGCACAAAUAACUCCACUUUUUCAGAGAAUAAGGAUAUAGACUACAACUUGCAUGGAGCAAGGCCCAGGAUGAGCAGAAGACACAGCAUGGAGAAUCUGGAGCUGAUGAAACUCACACCAGACAAAAUUAAUGGUCAGAAGUGGAACAGUGAUAUUCUGACCAAACAGUCCAAACCUUCCCUGGCCAAGAGCUCCUCGAAGUUGUUCUUUGUCAGCCGUCUGCGUGGGAAGAAGUACAAGUUUGGUGGCUCCAGUAAGGUCCUCCAGGACACCAGCAACACCCUGGACACCAGCCAGACCGCUGCACAGGGACCACAGAAGCGACUCAGUCCUGACAUGCUCGGAGACGAGGGCUUCUUUGAUCUGCUCAGCCGUUUCCAGAGCAACCGUAUGGAUGACCAGCGCUGUUCAAUAAAGGAUAAGGGCAGCAGGUUUUCAUUAAACAGUGGCCCAGAGUCGCCUCCCAGAGCCAUUAGGAAAUCUGUGUCAGAGUCUGCCAACGUAUCAGGCGCCCAGGGCCGCCAGUUGGGUGAGUCGUCAGGAGCAGGGGGAAGCCUGCCCGGCCUCAGACUCAAUCAAAACGGCAACCAGGCCAUGCUCAGCCACCUGAUGGCCAACGCUGACAACACAGAGCCUGAUGACGACUUCUUCGAUAUGCUUGUCAAGUGCCAGGGGUCCCGUUUGGAUGACCAGCGCUGUGCACCUCCCCCUCCUCCAGUCCGAGGGCCCACUGUACCAGAUGAGGACUUCUUCAGCCUCAUAAUGCGCUCUCAGGCCAAACGAAUGGACGAGCAACGUGUCACCUUGCCGUCUGCAGCGAACGCUACAGCCCGGACCAGCUCCAGCUCCAAAUGAACUAAGCACUAAAGGGACAUACAGGUGUUUUAUUUUGAAUCUCAUGAAGGUUUGGACAGCGUUGUGAUAAACCAUCAAGAUGGUUACUCAGAAGAAAGUCCUGUGUCUCACUACAUUUGUUCUUCUGGACAAAACAAAGCACUGUCAGCAUUGUGUGUGGUUAACAGAAUGGAAAAAUCUCUAAUUUCUAAUUUUCUUCGCACAACUUGCACAACAUCCACAAACUCUGAGUGGUGUCAGGGACAAAAGUGUUGUUUUUUUAACCUUGUUUUUCAUGAUUUCAUUUCACACUGUGUAUUUUUCAAUACACAACUGCAGUUGUUUAUAUUUAUUGUACUUUUUUAUUAUUGUUAGGAUUCUGUUAACUGCCGUCCGAACCUUCAACCAUCAAGUAAUGUGGUUUAACUCACAGUGUUGUCUGCAUCAGUGCAGACAGGUACAGCACUCUCUGUAUUUUGUAUAUAUGUAAGGUUUAUGUUUGAUUAAGAGUUACAGAAGUCAGACUAAUUAAAUUUACAAAAGCUAUUUUAAGCAAACUGUUUGAUAAAAAGAUGAAUUUAACCCGUGUACAGCCCUUAUACUCUUUUGUACUAAAUGUUUUGAGUGCGGUCAGAGGAGUAAAACCUCUCUCAUGUACGCAUUUUGUUUUGAUUUUUUAAGUGUUUGAAGUAAACUGUUCAUUUCAACAAAACAUACAGCUUGUGUAAAAGACACUUUAUUGAACGUACCAGCAGACUCAUUCAGUUAGCUUGAAUUAAUUAAAGUCACCUUUAAAAACAAGAAUUAGAAAGGCUUGAUACAAGAGCCACUAGCAUUUCAAAAACAUACUAAUAACUGUACAUACA